CCGAAGGCCCCUCUGCAGCCCACGACGUCGGAGCUCGGCGCCCCCCGGCGGACAGAGGCGUCGGGGACCCCGAUGACCUCCGGCCCUGCCCGCCCGGAUUUCCGCUCCGCUCCCCUCCGCCGGGACCGAACCCGCCCGGCCAUGAACGGUAGCGAGGCGGUGAGGCUGCUGGAUGCCGUUGACUUCGCGGCCCGCAAGCACUCGGGGCAGCGACGCAAGGAUCCGGAGCGGACGCCCUACAUCAACCACCCCAUCGGCGUGGCGCAGAUCCUGGCGCAGGAGGCCGGCGUGGCCGAUGUGGCGGUGCUGCAGGCCGCGCUGCUGCACGACACGGUGGAGGAUACGGACACCACCUUCGCGGAGAUCGAGCAGCGCUUCGGGCUGGAGGUGCGGCGCCUGGUGGAGGAGCUGACCGACAACAAGGCGCUGCCCCAGGCCGAGCGGAAGCGCCUGCAGGUGGAGCGCGCGGCGGGGCUGAGCGCCGGGGCGCGGCUAGUGGCGCUGGCCGACAAGCUGUACAACCUGCGCGACCUGGACCGGCGCGUGCCCGAGGGCUGGUCCGAGCAGCGCGUGCGCGAGUACUUCGCCUGGGCGGCGCGCGUGGCCAACGCCCUCCGCGGGAGCUGCCCGGCGCUGGAGGAGCCCCUGUGGCGGCUGCUGGCUGCCAGGGGCGUCGCGCGCUAGCCCGGAAGCAUCGCGG
Notechis scutatus (mainland tiger snake) is the source of this 700-nucleotide messenger RNA. NCBI's taxonomy places the organism in Eukaryota, Metazoa, Chordata, Lepidosauria, Squamata, Elapidae. The record is from RefSeq and is a predicted model, not a curated record.